AGCGAGUCGCGAGCAAAGGCGCGCGGAUCUGCAGUGUCUCGACGAGAUUCCCCCGGGAAGCGUCGCGGCCCCGGCGGCAGCCGCCCCAGCGCAGGUGAACCCUGCACUCCGGACCCGCCAACCGCCGCCCCUCCCCCCGGGGUCCCGAGCUAGCGGAUGGGAGGCACCGCUCGCGGGCCCGGGCGGAAGGAUGCGGGGCCGCCUGGAGCCGGACUCCCGCCCCAGCAGCGGAGACUGGGGGAUGGUGUCUAUGAUACCUUCAUGAUGAUAGAUGAAACCAAAUGCCCACCCUGUUCAAAUGUACUCUGCAAUCCUUCUGAACCGCCUCUACCCAGAAGACUAAAUAUCACUGCUGAGCAGUUAACAAGAGAUCACACUCAGCGCUUUCUGAAUGGAGGUGAGAUGAAGGUAGAACAGCUGUUUCAAGAAUUUGGCAACAGAAGAUCCAGUACUCUUCAGUCAGAUGGCAUCAACGACUCUGAAAAAUGCUCUCCUACCGCCUCUCAGGGUAAAAGUUCAGAUAGCUCGAAUGCGGUAAAACCCAGCAGUUCAGCCAAAGCAUCCAAAGUGGUACCACUGACUCCAGAGCAAGCGCUGAAGCAAUAUAAACACCACCUCACUGCUUAUGAGAAGCUGGAAAUCAUUAAUUAUCCGGAAAUUUACUUCGUGGGCCCAAAUGCCAAAAAAAGACAUGGAGUGAUCGGGGGUCCCAAUAAUGGCGGGUAUGAUGAUGCAGAUGGGGCCUAUAUUCACGUGCCUCGCGACCAUCUAGCUUAUCGAUAUGAGGUGCUGAAAAUUAUUGGCAAGGGAAGUUUUGGGCAGGUAGCCCGGGUCUACGAUCACAAACUUCGACAGUAUGUGGCCCUAAAGAUGGUGCGCAAUGAAAAGCGCUUCCAUCGUCAAGCUGCUGAGGAGAUCCGGAUUUUGGAGCAUCUUAAAAAGCAGGACAAAACUGGUAGCAUGAAUGUCAUCCACAUGCUGGAAAGUUUCACGUUCCGGAACCAUGUUUGCAUGGCCUUCGAAUUGCUGAGCAUAGACCUUUAUGAGCUAAUUAAAAAAAACAAGUUUCAGGGUUUUAGCGUCCAGUUAGUUCGCAAGUUUGCUCAAUCCAUCUUGCAAUCUUUGGAUGCUCUCCACAAAAAUAAGAUCAUUCACUGUGACCUGAAGCCAGAAAACAUUCUCCUGAAACACCAUGGACGCAGUGCGACCAAGGUCAUUGACUUUGGGUCCAGCUGUUUCGAAUACCAGAAGCUUUACACAUAUAUCCAGUCUCGGUUCUACAGAGCUCCAGAGAUCAUCUUAGGAAGCCGCUACAGCACACCUAUAGACAUAUGGAGUUUUGGCUGCAUACUUGCAGAACUUUUAACAGGACAGCCUCUCUUCCCCGGAGAGGAUGAAGGAGACCAGUUGGCCUGCAUGAUGGAGCUGCUAGGGAUGCCACCACCGAAACUUCUGGAGCAAUCCAAACGUGCCAAGUACUUCAUUAACUCCAAGGGCCUACCUCGCUACUGUUCUGUGACUACUCAGGCAGAUGGGAGGGUUGUGCUUGUGGGGGGUCGCUCACGUAGGGGUAAAAAGCGGGGUCCCCCAGGCAGCAAAGACUGGGUGACAGCAUUGAAGGGAUGUGAGGACUACUUGUUUAUAGAGUUUUUGAAAAGGUGUCUUCACUGGGACCCCUCUGCCCGUUUGACCCCAGCUCAAGCACUAAGACAUCCGUGGAUUAGUAAGUCUGUGCCCAGGCCUGUCACCAUUGAGAAGGUGUCAGGCAAACGGGUGGUAAAUCCUGCAAACACUUUCCAGGGAUUGGGUUCCAAGCUGCCUCCAGUUGUCGGGAUAGCCAAUAAGCUUAAAGCUAACUUAUUGUCGGAAACCAGUGGGGGUAUACCUCUGUGCAGUGUACUGCCAAAACUCAUUAGCUAAUGAGUUUUGGCAGCACUGUCGUGCUGUGCCCAGAGACGUAUAUGUUUGUAUUUUUAAUUAUCUUGCAAACCUGAACAUGGGGGAAAAAUACAAGCCCAUUGGUGGAUAUGUUUUUGUUAGACUAGAUUUCUUUUUUUAACAAGGCAAAACAUUUUUAUAUGACUGUAACAGAACUCUUUAAGGGCUAAUUACCUAACCAGCCUGUGUUGGCCAUCCUGGAAUGUACAUUAAAUGACUUUUUGUAGGUCAGCGCAUCUUUGUUACUGUCAUCAGAUGUACACACCUUAUGUAUGCUGCUCCUGGUUUAAGUCCCUUUCUCUCAAGAUACAAGGUGCCCCGAGAAGUGUAUCCUGACCACUCGUCACUUCUCAUCUCCCUCAGCCUCUGUUCCAGAGGGGUAGUUUGGGACACGGCCAUGGUUCUGGAUGAGAGCGGAAGCUAGCCCUCUUGCCCCAGCAGGCCAUUCUCACCUCAUCCCAGGUGAAAGGGCUCAGCAGAAUAUGGGGCAGGGGAAGGUUCUGGAAGCUCUUAGUCACUUGAAGAAGUGGUGUCACUGCUUCCCAAUGACUCAUUUCUCUUUCUCUCAAUCCUGUGAUGUGUGCUGUUUUAACUUUAUAUUGUUGUGGUUAUUUUUAUGAUUUUUCUGCUUCUGAUUUGUUUCCUGGGAAAAACAUUUUGUGGAUGUCCUACCACUUUAGCAAGCGCUGGUUUUAAAACUAAGUCCUAUGUAUCACUUUACCACCCCACUGCACCCGUGUCUCCCAGGGACAUAAAGCAGCUUUGCCCCAGAUGAAUGUUAAAGGUAGAAGCAGCAAGCAAACUGCAGUUCCCGAGUUUCUCAGAACCCUGGAGACCAGCCUCCUUGCUGUAUUUCCAUGGACUUCUUCCUUAUAAAAGUGAUCACUCUCAGAGAAACCUAAGUGCAGCCCACCUCCCUCCCUCCUCUCUCCCCAGCCCUCUGCCACCUCAGCAUGCCACAAUCUCCCCAUUGUCAAUUUAAGCCAAAGACUAUUCUCCAGAUUCUGGGUGAACUUCAGUUAUAAGAAAAUCCACACACCGGUGGUAAUCCAUUUCUCUUUCCUUCACUUCAACAUCCUUUCUUUUUCUCUGCUAAGAUUCAGUGAGGGCUGCAGUAAAGCUAACUGCCAGCCAAAUGUCUUCCUUGGAAGGGCGGAGAAGGUACAGUAACUAAAUAACCCAACGCUACUGUUUUCUUCCCCUCUACUUUCACGCUCCAAGAGUAUGCCCGAACUCUGUCCUCAGAGUGGAUUCUCGGAGGUAGACCAUUGCUUUCUUCAACACCAUUCUCAGGAUGAUCCAGUUCCAUUUUUACUGUAGAAUUUAAUCUGCAAACUCCGUAAGGUUGGAAGAUCCUAAGACCGCUGGGCAACACCAUAACCAAAGGAAGAGAAAUGCCAGGGGCAUGUCACUGAAGGAACCCCUGCCUUACCCAGAAGCACUCUUAUUGCCACGGCACAGGCUGUGAAAGCUGAGAGCAAACCGCGUGGCCUUGGUCCCGGGCACAAGGGUUCAGACUGAGGCCUCGGCCUCUUGAAAAGGGCAUGUCCUGGUGCUUCUGGUGACUGAACAACUGCACUAUUUGAGACUUGAAUCGCUUCCUUCGCUCCAGGUUUACAGAAGGCAAUGGAAUACACACCUCCUCUAGGCCCCUCCAACUCCUGCUAAGCUCUCUACCUAACAGAGAAGUGGCAGAAGAAGCCCCCACGUUAUCUUGGCAGAGCAUGUGUUGAGGUUGUUUUGCCCGUUGUUAUCAGUGUGGAAGACCUGCUCUUUAAAGCAAACAGUGUUAAAAAGACUGCUGCCCCAAACACAUCUCCUGUGCCCAGGAUCUGGAUGUUUGUGUUUGUUGUGAGCGAACUCCUUGGUCAGCCCACGCCAUCUGUGACGGGAGAAAAGGGAACCUGUGGCUGAGGUUGACACGUGGUCUGUUCCUGGGCAUUGAGCAGACUUAGGUUACUGAAACCAGGCCAAGUGACAGGCUAUAGACAACCCGUGACACCACAGACAAAUUCUAGAAAGCUCUGGGAAGGUGGAUGGAUGUGUUUCUGCCUAAGUUUGGCAACCUAGAGAGUGACAUAGAGCAGAGUCAUCCAGGCUGGCUGGGACUCCUGGCUUCAGCAGCCGAGUCAGGUUUGGGGAGAGUGGGCUGGUUAAAACGUGCUGGCUGUGCCAGAUGGAUUUGGGGAGGUUUAGGAGUUGGUUUCACAUUUAGGGGCAAGUUGUCAUUUUUAGAGGCUGUUACCCAGUGCCCCCUUUUAUCAGCCACUGUUAAAUUGUCACUUGGAUCACUGCCCGUAGCAGAGAGUGACUGAAUUGGAUCAGAGUUAGUGCAGAGAUUCAGGCUGUCUUACUGACAGUUACUGAAUUGUUCUUUAGCCAUGUUUGUUCUGGUCAUUUCAAUUAAACAGGUCAAGUUGGUUGACUUCUACUGAUUUUUGAAUUGACAGAAUCAACUAAGUUUCCAAAUUGCUAUUAGCACUGUGAAAAGAGUUGGGUAGGAAUUUUUGUUUAAUUUUAUCCCUACAGUCAUUUUUUUCUUUCAACGUGACUUUGAGAUCUAAUCCAGCUAAUACCUGCUCCUCGUAUCAUACUCUGUCCUACCUUCUGUCCUCACAGUGAUUGAUCUGUUCAUUCAUCACAUGCUAUCAUGAUUUCUCCUUUAUUGGAAUGUAAGCUUCAAAUGGGCAGGCCCAUGUCUUCGUGAUGCUCUAAAUGAACCAGGUGUAAUGCUAUUGAUCAUGUGCAGGUGAUGGAGGUUCAUUUCCCUCCAUGUACCAGGAAUGUGCUCACCUUUUGUCUUCUUUUAAAUUGACCCACACAAUCUCCAGUCUGUAAUCUCUCCUUUUUGAGAAAGGGUAAUCGAAAAGGAUUAUGUGAGGACACCUCCUUCUGGUCCAGCACUUGACGUCUUGAUAAUAGUGAAAAAUGCAGCCAUAAAAUAACCUUAUCUAUGACUUAAAGAUUCUGUUUCUGUCCCUUGGAGACUCUGAAAGAGGAGAGGGUGUGUACCUGGCUCUUCCCCAGAAGACUGGUUUAUGACUAUAGUAGCAUGCUUUAGUCCUCGGUGGGGUUUUUUGUUGGCUUUGGUUUUUGCUUUUUUGGUAUUUUUUUUAGAGAGGGAGAGAGACAGGGGUGGGGAGAGGGACAGAAGGAAUCUUAAGCAGACUCUAUGCCCAGCUUAGCGCCUCAAUCUCACAACCCUGAGAUCAUGACCUGAGCUGAAAUCAAGAGUCUGAUGCUUAACCAACUGAGCCACCCAGGUGUUCCUAGUCCUAGGUGUUUUAAGAGGGUUGGGGACAGACGGGUUAGCUGGCUAAUGUCAUUAUACUCCUAAUUUUUUUGACCUUUAAUCUGUUAAAGAGUGAGGUUUAUUGCAUGAUCAAAAAACAACAGAACAAGAGAUUAAAUAAAAAGUUCCACUGUGAAACAGUUUGGAUCUAUAGCAGCUGGUCAUGUUGAAAAACUUUCUGUUUUGCCUAAUUCCUAAGUAGGCAUAAUUAAAGGUAAAUGCUAAAUUUUAGGUAGGAGCUGAUAAAUGCUUCUGAGCUUUCCUAACAGAAUACUCCUGCCUUAGGGAACCAUGGAAAACUUGUAGUUGUUUCUCAUGCAUCUGUUGUUUGAUGUCCUCAGCAUGGAAGAUGGAAAAGUGGCAACGAUCAUCCGGACUGCCUCUGUACACUCUUCUCUCCUUUGAGAAUUAGGGAUAAGUACUUAACCUUUGAACCAGGUGACAGAGUAUGUUUUCCUCCAGGACUUCGGUCAUGUUGGAGAUGACUGGUCUGUAGAGCGGCUGAAACUUAAUAUACGCAUAGCAACUGCAGCUAUCCAUGAUAUGAACGACCUGGAGUCUUCCAAAUAAGGAGACAGCUGAGACAAGACAAGGGAUUGGCACGUCAAGGAAGAGUUGUCCUCUGCCAGGAUCAGCCUCCCAGUUUUAAAUAAUAUUCCUAAUAUCCUCAGUUCAACAUGUCCCACUAUCAUCUUCAACCUGUAUUUCCUAAAUCCCAGGAAUUUAAAAGAAUUUACUUCCAAACCUGGCCUUCAACCAUAAUGUGAUUAGCAGUAAUCCUUUCCAAGUGUCUGUUAAAGUAUGCCCGCUAAUUUCAGUGAGGCAAGUUUUUAAGAGUCACAAUGAACCCAUCCUUGUAAGGACUAAAAGCUCCGGUCCCUGAGAUCCAUAACCCCUGAGAUAAGCCAGAGCUACAAAUACAUCGUCUAGACUUUGAAGGAGAGAAUAUGAUUCUUAAUAUAGCUCACCAACUGCUAAGUCGUGCCUAGACUGUCAUACUUUUUCUAUAACAGGAGAAGCCUGCCUGCCUGUUGCCUAGAAAGAGUCUCACCUCCUCUGCCACCACACAAAUAAGCUAAAAAAGAAAGAACGGCCCCAAAUCAGGCCAGAUGGUGACCCAUGACUAUUUCAGCUCAGGUUGUCAGCCUCUAAAGCAUCAGAUUUGAAUCAUUUUGGUAUCAUGGGAUUCUAUCAUUGUUCAUUUGAAUCUGCUGACACGCUUCCUCUGGAAAGUAUAGUUUGGCAUGGAUGAGUCAAUGGAUUUUGUUUUGUUUUAUUUUGGUUUUGGAGUGGGGGUGUGUUUGUUUUUUAAAAAAUAAAGAUGAAAUGC
This is a messenger RNA of Zalophus californianus (California sea lion), 6560 nucleotides long. RefSeq names its product dual specificity tyrosine phosphorylation regulated kinase 3 (gene DYRK3). Gene Ontology annotation, molecular function: protein serine/threonine kinase activity; ATP binding; protein serine/threonine/tyrosine kinase activity. The record is from RefSeq and is a predicted model, not a curated record. NCBI's taxonomy places the organism in Eukaryota, Metazoa, Chordata, Mammalia, Carnivora, Otariidae. The transcript has 3 exons. Gene Ontology annotation, biological process: positive regulation of cell cycle G2/M phase transition; peptidyl-serine phosphorylation; peptidyl-threonine phosphorylation. Gene Ontology annotation, cellular component: nucleus. The coding region runs from base 157 to 1920 and encodes 587 amino acids.